Molecule: messenger RNA, 4140 nt
Organism: Psammomys obesus (fat sand rat)
Lineage: Eukaryota; Metazoa; Chordata; Mammalia; Rodentia; Muridae
Gene: Pheta2
Product: PH domain containing endocytic trafficking adaptor 2
Exons: 2
Coding region: 1990-2754 (254 amino acids)
Biological process (GO): endosome organization; retrograde transport, endosome to Golgi; receptor recycling
Cellular component (GO): trans-Golgi network; early endosome; recycling endosome
Source: RefSeq, a predicted model, not a curated record
UCAGUUAUUUAUUGGACAUAUGCUAGGUGCCAAAACGCUGUUUCUGGACGCCUUCACACGGAUGGUAACCGUAGGGGCAUGUGCUAUCUUCCACAUCUCAGGUACUGGCAAACCCACUUCUCUGACUAUCCUACCUUCUCUUUCCCUCAGCCUUCACAGGUAAAUCCUCCCAAACUCCUGUGCCGUGAGCCUUCAGGCUCCGCCCCUCAUCUCACACGGCGAGGCUGGGCUCAUCACAUACUGCCUGGAUGCUUCAGAGAAGCUCAAAGGCCCCUCUGCUUCCACCUACGGUUACCUUCGCCGCCGCAGCCAGCAGCCAAGGCAAACCUUGAAAACCCAGUGGGCUGGCAAGAUAGCUCAGUGGUUUAGAAGCACCCAUUGCUCUUGCAGAGGACAGGGGUUCCGUUUCCAGACUCACAGCCAUCCCUACUCCAGUUGCAGGGGGGCUGACAGCCUCGUCUAAACUCUGCGGCCACCACGAGGAGCACUUGUUCGAACCUAACCCAGCCCCGGCUACUCCUCUCCUCUCCAUGUGACGGCUAUUCUCUUCACGUGGAGAAAUGGCGUUUCUAAGCCCCACCCUCUACCUUUUGACCCCAUUUCCUGCUGUCCCCUUCCUCACUGCCCCUCCUGUGGGCCCUCAAACACAGCAAGCCUCAGGGCCUUUGGAUUAGCUGUUCCCCCUGCCUAGAACGCACUUCUAGAUGCGGGCAUAGCGGACACCCUCAUUUCCCUUAUUUGUCCAAGUGAAGUCUACUCUAUCCGUUCUCUUUAAGCCGGCAAGCCCCCCCACCCUCAGGAGACCCAUGCUCUAUUUCCCCAAGCGAACCUUCGUGCUGUAACGCCUUUUGUCUAGCUGAUUAACUGAAGAAAAGCUAGUAAACAAUAACAAUAACAAACACCCACCUUGACGCCUCCCCAAAAAACCACCCAGCAAAACUCAGAAUGUAGAGUGUGCUUCUCUGCAUUGUGAGGUCAGGGAGGGGACCUCAGAGCUGACGGCUGAGACUUAAAUGUCAGGGAGUGGGGGUAGGGUGAGAAGGGCCAGCUGGGCUUUAGGAACUGCAAAGCAAAGGUUGAGGUGGUAACCCACAAAGCCACUUGAACACCCUUGCCUCCAAGGCUCCUGGGAAUCCCUGCCUCCUGCCUUUAGUGCUUUCCUGCAGUCUUCCCUGCAAGCCUAAGGAUGGACUUCAGGUGGGCUCCAGACCGGCACUAGCGGGUGAUAGAAGCCAUCAUAGCCAAUUUCUAGAGGCCGAGACAGGGCUAAGCCAAGAACUUUGUUGAGAACCUUGGCAGGGUUUUGCUGGUUGUGUAGGAGCUCGCCUUAGGAAGUUAGCUACCCGCUGCCUCGCUUGGCUUGGCCCUGCGGGAGGGAGACUGGCUGGGGGGCAAGGGCAAAAUAAAGGAUCACCCCGAAUUCUCCUUCGGUGGUGGGCUGGAGGCCUGUGAGUAGUAGCCUGUGGGUAGCCUGAGGUUGGGCCCGGGGUUCGAGGCCUUCCCUCACCAACACGUCCUGUGGCUCAGGAGGGUCCCCACCCUCUAGGGCCUCAGUUUCCCUCCGGUGUUCGUGCAGAAGCGACUUUGCAGCUUCCCAGGCCUGGUGGGUACUGGGCGGGGAGCGGCCGGGGCGGUAACACGAGCCUCCCCCUCCCGGGCGGGGUCUCCCAGCUCCUGCUGCCACGUUAGCGACCCGGGCGGAGGCGCGGGGUCCAGAGCGGGGAAAACCCAGGGGGCAAGGGCGACCGCAUUUCACCCAACGAGUCAGGCUCCGGCGCUGGAGUUUUCCCAUGUCCAAGUUAUAUUUUGGGGGGGUGACCCUUAAUGACCUUGGAGAUGAAAGGCAAGGAAGACUACCUCUUCACAGCUGAAGUCUGAGAGCUGCAGGGAACAUGGUCAGUAGGAGCCACAGGACUGGGCUACAGGUCUGAGCUGGGGCCUCUCCUGGAGGUGCUACCAUCUCUCUAACCCACUGUUCUUGUGGACGCCAUGAAGCUGAACAAGAGGAGUGUGGCCCACUAUGCGACGAAUGAUUCUCCAGCGGACCACACUGGCUUCCUUCGUACUUGGGGAGGACCAGGGACUCCACCCACUCCCAGUGGCACCGGCCGAAGAUGCUGGUUUGUUCUCAAGGGCAAUCUGCUCUUCUCUUUUGAGAGUAGAGAAAGCCAGACCCCGAUGAGCCUGGUGGUGUUAGAGGGCUGCACGGUGGAGCUGGCCGAGGCUCCUGUGCCUGAGGAGUUUGCCUUCGCCAUUCGCUUUGAUGCCCCUGGAGUGCGCCCACACCUGCUGGCAGCGGAUGGGCAAGUUGCCCAGGAGGCCUGGGUGAAAGCGCUGUCUCGAGCCAGCUUUGGCUACAUGCGACUUGUGGUAAGAGAACUGGAGAGCCAGUUGCAGGAUGCCCGGAGGAGCCUGGCCUUGCAUCACUGUGCAUCCCAGAAGGCUGUUGCCAGCUGCAGUAAGUCACAGGCUCCUGAUCGCCGGACUCCAGGCCCUGAGAAUGGCCACUUUCUCCUCAGGGAGCGCAACUCUGUUGGUACUGUGGAAGAAAGGGGGAGCAGGCCAGUAGGUCGGGAUGUGACUGAGUGGGAGUUACAGGGCCCUGCCAGCCUCCUCCUAAGCAGGGGACAGAGCCCCGUGUCCCCUGAGACCUCCUGUUUCUCUACUCUGCAUGACUGGUAUGGGAAGGAAAUCAUAGAGCUGAGGCAAGGGUGGCAGCAAAGGGCCAAGGGGAGCCAGCCAGAGAACAAGUAACAGAAUAGGCCCUGAGCCAGGGCCUUUUUAAACGGUGGCCCUGUCCCGCUGGCCGGGAUCCCAGGGUCAGAACUUCAGGAGUUAAAUGUUUACUCAUUUACCAGGUUGUUUUUGUUGUGUGUGUCCCCCCCUUCCUGCUCUGUAGACUUUCUCCAACCUCCACAUCCUCUCCAGGUGGCUGAUGGGAACGUAAUGUAGGAAGGGGCUGUGCUCCCUGCCCCUGCAGGACACUCUAGCCCUUAUUUCCAACACAAGAAGUCUUGGGCAUCUCUAAAGGCCACAGGUGACAGGAGUGGCUUUAAGACUGCCAUUGAAAUGGUUUGGGCAGGGAUCCCUGUAGGAGAGGGUCUUCAGGUGCCAAAGAGGGAUCUCGUCUCUCCCCCGCCACCGCCACCCUGUCAAUGUACAGCGCUGGACAUUGCCUCCAGAGAGGCAGGCAGCCUUUUACAGGAGAAUCUCUGCCUGAGCAGUUGUCAUGGCCACUCCUAGGGAUCCUGUCAUCUAUUCCGCUUGUUUCCCAAGGCUUGUCUGCCAAGAACCCUCAUGGCUACUCUCUCCUGAAUCACCUCAAGUAUCUUUUUCUUUUGUUGUAAGAGGUCAGAUGGCUGGGUCUAGAGCCAGAAGCCAGGGUGAUCUGUCCCCUUUAUAUAGGUGUAGUGAGAGUGACUGUGAGAAGAUGUAAAGAGAUACACCCUCUUCCCAAACAAAAUCUGCCUCUCCCGAUCUCCCUUCUUUCCCUAUCUGAGGCCUUGGGGCAGCCUGACCAAAACCCAUCUAGGCCUAAAGGUUGAACUUUGCCUCCAGGAGACUGACUUGUUUUUGUUAUUGUUUUAUAGGAGGACGUGGUGGGAAAGCCUGCUUUCCCUUUAUAAUCAGAACAGCAAAGUUUGCAGGGUUGGUAGCAAGAAGGUAGAGGAAGAGCAGAGUUCAAGGGCACCCUUGACCACACAGUAAGCUUUUGGCUAGAUUGGACUGGGACCCUCUCAGGAAAGUUUUCAUUUUGGUUCUUAUAAUCAGUGUGUUUACAAAUGAAGAAUCAGGACUCAGAGCUGCAAAGCCGAUGUCCGAGGCUAGCAGCUAAGGGAGUCCCUCUAUUUGCUUAUUCCCUAGCCCUGUAUGGGAAGCCCACUGCCCACCGCGCCCGUGUGGGAGUGUUCACAGACACAGAGGCUCUUGUUAACUCGUUUUUGUAUUUUGUAGACAGGGUCUCACUGUGUAGUCUGGCUGUCCUGGAACUCACUCUGUAGACCAGGCUGGAGAACUCACAGAGAUCCUCCUGCGUGCCGAGAUUAAAGGUGUGCGCCACUUCCCCUGGCUUUUUAUUAACCUUUUAUUGUUACAGUUUUCUUUUAGCAAUUCAAAUACCAAGUAAAGUUUUUCAUUACA